AUGGGCAUCUGGAUUGUUCUUCGCUCACCCGUGCCCAAGACGAGCGCAGUAGUGAACACAGUACUUGUGGCCCUUUGGACUAUAGGAUACGGACUCCUUAUCAACGCAAUCGAGCCAACUAUCUUGAUUCCUUGCACCAAGAGGCGCUGGGGCAAUGAUCGCGGCAUUUUAGUGUGCGGCCUCUACAAAACCUUAUUGGCGGCUGGGGGAACUGGCCUAUUGAGCACUAUUGCCAUGGUGGUGGUUGAUAUCAGUGCUGCUCGUAGGCUCAAACUUGGAGUACGAGGAAGUACGGAGCGAGAAAAGCUUUUGAGUAAAGACGGAGGCGAAACAGAGUAUGCUCCUGUGUGGACUGGUCAGUCUACAACCCCACUGGGACUGGAACCAACAAGAGAUGAGCAAGCUGUGCAUUGA
Fusarium odoratissimum NRRL 54006 is the source of this 414-nucleotide messenger RNA. RefSeq lists its product as uncharacterized. The transcript has 2 exons. The record is from RefSeq and is a predicted model, not a curated record. Lineage: Eukaryota; Fungi; Ascomycota; Sordariomycetes; Hypocreales; Nectriaceae. Bases 1 to 414 code for a protein of 137 amino acids.